Molecule: messenger RNA, 1563 nt
Organism: Chrysoperla carnea
Lineage: Eukaryota; Metazoa; Arthropoda; Insecta; Neuroptera; Chrysopidae
Product: E3 ubiquitin-protein ligase MARCHF2-like
Exons: 4
Coding region: 644-1432 (262 amino acids)
Biological process (GO): protein ubiquitination
Molecular function (GO): zinc ion binding; ubiquitin-protein transferase activity
Source: RefSeq, a predicted model, not a curated record
UGUAAAGUUUUGACCAAGUAAAAAUUAUAAAUUGUAAAAUUCAAAAAAAUAAUGUUUAAAUAAAUCCUCGAAUUAUAAAAAAUUUUACGUGUAAGAAACAAUCCUAUUUGAAAAUCAAACAGAAACAGAAAUAUCGUUUAAUUUUAUAAUCCAAAUUGAUACUGUCAAAAUAAGUAGUAAGGCUUAUUAUUAGUGAUGUUAAUUAACAAGAACGGAUAACCUGAUGAAUUAGCACGAAUAAAAUGUUUGAUCAUCCACCAUAGAAGAACAAAGAAAAUAAUUUAUGAAGAUAUAGCUAGAAUUCAGCUCCAAAAUUUCAAAAUUUAUAGCUUGUUUUAAACAAAAAUUCAACAUUUCUCGAUCAACGAUUAACGCUGACAUUAAAUCACCAUCCAAUUUUGAUGCUAGCUUAACAACGUUGUCAACUGCUAGUAGUAGUACCCAAUAUAGUUCAUAUACAACUGCCACGAUUACCCAAGAACAAGAUGAUAGUUCACUAACUACGAUCACUGCUGACCAAUCGAAUGAAAAUGUUGAAAAUGUUAAGGACCAAGGAAAUACUCCACUUUGUCAGCAGGCGUUAUCAGUUCCAUUACCACCAAGUGAAACUGAAAGUACCCGAAUAAGAAAUGUAACAGAUAGUAUGGACACGAUUGAACUUAGUUAUCAUACAAUUAUAGGCUCUUUAACAAACAAUCGUGGCUCAAUAUCCAAUACCCAAAUAUCCACAGAAUGCUCCAAUAGAUCUGAAAGCACUUCUGGAUUACAGACUGUGAAGUGCUAUACAGAUCAACACGCAACAGAUUAUACUAAUGGCAAAUCAUCAACUACCGACUUGCCAACAUAUGCAUUGGCCGAACCAUUUUGUCGCAUAUGUUACGACAAUGAAAUUGAAAAUGAUGGAAAAUUAGAAAAACCAGUGUAUGCAUGCAGAUGUCGUGGUACAGUAGGUUUAGUACAUCUUUCUUGUUUGCAAAAAUGGUUGACAAUUUCUCAGACAGCGCGUUGCGAGCUAUGUCACUAUCAAUUUCCAACCAAACAAGUUCUACGAUAUGGUAAAUUACGAUCCGUACAAGUAUGGUUCACCAAUAUUGUGGACCGAAGUCAAUUGUUUUUUGAUAUUAGCGCCUGGUUAAUAAUGACACCUAUAAUUAUGAUAACAUUAUACAUGGUACGAUUAUCGUUAAGAUGGUUACAUGAAACAAUAAAAAAAAUGAAAUACACACCACUAGCAGCUUACGCCACAGUCAUGGGUAUUGGAACAUGUGCUUUACUGGUAACAAUUGUUUAUGUAUUAUUUACAUUCAUUAUUGUGGUGUAUUACACAUGGUCAUGGUAUCAAUUCUAUUCGUCGGAUGGUAAUCGGGUUAUUGUUUUAACUGCAAUGCCGGAACCAGCUACAGUCGUUACACCAAUACGAAUUCAACAAUAAGUACUUAAUAACUUUUACUCAACAAUGACAAUCUUGACAAUCUCUUUUUUGUAUACAAUAUAUUUUAAACGUAAAUAAUUUUGAAUAAUACAAACUUUUUAAUUUCCUUUACAAUAAUUCAGAAUGUGAAU